Molecule: messenger RNA, 2795 nt
Organism: Hippopotamus amphibius kiboko
Lineage: Eukaryota; Metazoa; Chordata; Mammalia; Artiodactyla; Hippopotamidae
Gene: TAS1R1
Product: taste 1 receptor member 1
Exons: 6
Coding region: 1-2526 (841 amino acids)
Biological process (GO): sensory perception of umami taste; G protein-coupled receptor signaling pathway
Cellular component (GO): membrane
Molecular function (GO): G protein-coupled receptor activity
Source: RefSeq, a predicted model, not a curated record
AUGUUACUCUGGGGGGCGUGCCUGGUGGGCCUGCAGCUUUCCCUCUCCUGCUGCUGGGCUUUCAGCUGCCACAACACCACAUCCUCCCCCGACUUCAGCCUCCCUGGGGAUUACCUGCUUGCAGGCUUGUUUCCUCUCCACAGGGACCCCCUAGGGGAGAGACACAGACCCACAGUGACCUUCUGUGACAGGCCCAACACCUUCAACGGCCACGGCUACCACCUCUUCCAGGCCAUGCGGUUCGGCAUCGAGGAGAUAAACAACUCCACCACCCUGCUGCCCAAUGUCACCCUGGGGUACAAGCUGUUCGAUGUGUGCUCAGAAUCAGCCAACAUGUAUGCCACGCUGAGUGUACUGAGCACGCCGGGGACACGUUACGCGGAGAUCCAAGGAGACCCUGCCCACCACUCCUCCGAGAUCCUGGCAGUGAUCGGGCCCGACACCACCAACCACGCCGCCACUACUGCAGCCCUGCUGAGCCCCUUCCUGAUGCCCCUGGUCAGCUAUGCCGCCAGCAGCAUGGCGCUCAGCGUGAAGCGGCUCUACCCUUCGUUUCUGCGCACCAUCCCCAGUGACGAGUACCAGGUGGAGGUCUUGGUGCUGCUGCUGCGGAGGUUCGGGUGGGCCUGGAUCUCUGUGGUGGGCAGCGAAGGUGACUACGGGCAGCUGGGGGCGCAGGCGCUGGAGGAGCAGGCCACCCGGCAGGGCAUCUGUGUUGCCUUCAAGGACAUCAUGCCCUUCUCUGCCCGGCCGGGCGACGAGAGGAUGCAGAGCGUGAUGCGUGGCCUGGCCCACGCAGGCACCACGGUCGUGGUCCUCUUCUCCAGCAGGCCGCUGGCCAGGGUGUUCUUUGAGUCUGUGGUGCUGGCCAGGCUGACUGCCAAGGUAUGGAUCGCUUCGGAAGCCUGGGCCACCUCCACACACAUCAGCAGCGUGCCUGGGAUCUGUGGCGUGGGCACAGUGCUGGGAGUGGCCAUCCGGCAGAGGGAGGUCCCUGGCCUGAAGGAGUUUGAAGAGGCCUAUGUCCGGGCAGACAAAGGAGCCCUUAGGCCUUGCCCCCAGAGCUCCUGGUGCAGCGGCAACCAGCUCUGCAGCGACUGCUGGGCUUUCACGGCCCAGGACAUGCCCAGGCUCGGAUCCUUCUCUGUGAGCUCCGCCUACAACGUGUACCAGGCUGUCUACGCCUUGGCCCACGGCCUCCACCAGCUCCUGGGCUGUGCCUCUGGAGUCUGUUCUGGGGGCCGGGUCUACCCCUGGCAGCUUCUGGAGCAGGUCCACAAGGUGAAUUUCCUUUUGCAUGAGGACAAUGUGAUGUUUAAUGACAAUGGCGACCCCUUCAGCAGCUACAACAUAAUUGCCUGGGACUGGAGUGGCCCCAACUGGACCUUCAGGGUCAUUGGCUCCUCCUCGUCGUCUCCAGUUUGGCUAGACAUAAAUACGACCCAAAUCCCGUGGCACGGAAAGGACAAUCAGGUGCCUCGGUCUGUGUGUUCCAGCGACUGCCCUGAAGGGCACCAGAGAGUGAUUGUAGGUUUCCACCACUGCUGCUUCGAGUGUGUGCCCUGUGAAGCUGGGACCUUCCUCAACAAGAGCGACCCCUACAGCUGCCGGCCUUGUAGGAAAGAAGAGUGGGCACCUGAGGGGAGCCAGACCUGCUUCCCACGCACUGUGGUGUUUCUGACUUGGCACGAGCCCGUCUCCAGGGUGCUGCUGGCGGCGAACACGCUACUGCUGCUGCUGCUGGCUGGCACUGCUGGCCUGUUUGUCCGGCACCUCGACACCCCCGUGGUGAGGUCGGCUGGGGGCCGACUCUGCUUCCUCAUGCUGGGCUCCCUGGCCGGGGGCAGCUGUGGCCUCUACGGCUUCUUUGGGGAGCCCACACUGCCCACGUGCUUGCUGCGCCAAGGCCUCUUUGUCCUCGGUUUUGCCGUCUUCCUGUCCUGCCUGACGAUCCGCUCCUUCCAACUUGUCUUCAUCUUCAAGUUCUCUGCCAAGGGACCCACCUUCUUCCGUGCGUGGGUGCACAACCAGGGCGCCGGCCUGUUUGUGGCGGUCAGCUCCACAACCCAGCUGCUGCUCUGUCUGCUGUGGCUCGCAGUGUGGACCCCCCUGCCCACCAGGGAGUACCGGCACUUACCUCAGCUGGUGCUGCUGGAAUGCACAGGGGCUAGCUCGCUGGGCUUCGUGCUGGCCUUCUCCUACAACGGGCUCCUCGCUGUCAGCACCUUCGCCUGCAGCUACCUGGGCAAGGACCUGCCGGAGAACUACAACGAGACCAAAUGUGUCACCUUCAGCCUGCUCCUCAGCUUCGUGUCCUGGAUCAUCUUCUUCACCAUGGCCAGCGUCUACCAGGGCAAGUAUCUGCCCGCGGUCAAAGUGCUGGCCAUGCUGAGCAGCCUCAGCGGCGGCUUCAGCGGCUAUUUCCUCCCCAAGUGCUACGUGAUCCUGUGCCGCCCGGAUCUCAACAGCGCCGAGCACUUCCAGGCCUCCAUCCAGGAGUACACCAGGCGCUGGGGCUCCAGCUGACCGCCGGGGCGGGCUGGACUGGACGUCUCCACUGCUCCGAGGGUCGGGGGCGGAACGGGGCGCCCAGGACCUAGGGUGUCCGGGAGGCCUCUGGGCUCCUCAGCCUUGGCUCGGGAGAGCGCAGUCCGGGCUGCGCCGGCUGCCAAUAAAGCGGUGAAAUGUGCGUCUCGGCUGCGCUUCCUCUCUCGGGCGAAGGUGGGGCGCUGCCUCUUCAAGCCUGAGGGCGCUGCGCCGCGGGUCUAAUCGCAGCCGGAACCUCGGGACUCGGA